AGACAAUGAGUUGGAAGUGUAAUAGUGGUGGGGGAGGAAGUGAUGGAAAUGGGGGUUGUGACGCAGCAAUUGUCAGGCCUAGCAUCAAUGGCAGCUCAUCCCAUAACAAUAGAAAUAUUCAGGCCCCUCCCAGAUGGACAGAUCUACACUCACGAGUUAAAGAAAUGCGCCGAACUUAUUCCCAACUAUUUGUCAAAACUCCAACAAAGAUAAAAUUUCGUUUAAUAUCUGAUGACGUUCUUAGAAUAUACUUCCUCCUCUGCCCUGGUCAAGGAAGAGAAGCCACUCUUUUUUAUGCUGACUUGAGCCUCUCUGUGAUUGGAUCCAGCUCACCAUUAUCAGUCCAGGAGGUGCUGGACACAACUAAUCAGUUUAUUUGGAGGCGCACAAGUCGAGAGGAGCAACUGUUAAGUGAGCGUCGGAGAUGUAGCAUGUGGGGCAUCACGCACUAUCAGCUUCAUCCUGAGACUGGCACACUUGCCUUCCCAGCUGCCUCCACCAUCUUUUAUUGUCAACAUCCUAUCCUGCCUGCUGGUGCCAUGGCUCCUAAAGAACUGCCUACUGGCAAAGUUCGGCUCAACCCCCAGUUGUGUCCUUCCAGCCCUCACCUCAUGGCCUACUCUGCUUCUAAAGAUGUCUACAUUUACAACACAAAGACCAAUUCAGAAUACCGUGUAAGCCACUGCCACCUGGGCACUGGAUGCCUGGACCAAGACCCGCUGAGUGCCGGUGUGCCUGCGUACGUCAUGCAGGAGGAGUUCUCUCGCUACCAGGGGUAUUGGUGGCAGCCCAAGACAUGGGAGGCUGGACUACACAGGCUCUUAUAUGAAGAGGUUGACGAGUCACAAGUACUCAUUGUUCAGUUCAUGUCGCCAGAUCAGAGCUGUCCUGAGGAAUUUCGAUUUCCUCGUGCGGGCGCCAACAAUGCAACAUCAAGGCUGCGGCUGGCAGAGGUGAGCACCGAGGGCAAGGUGCUGCGGGUGCUGCAGCUGGUGCCUGAGCUGGAGCUGAUCGCUCCCUGGUACCAAUACCUCGUCAGGGUUGGCUGGACGCCUUGUGGCCAAUACGUGUGGUGCCAACUUCUGGAGCGUCGUCAGCGCAGACUGGACCUCAUUUUGCUGCCACUUGGGCUUUUCUCGCAAGUUCUUUCUCAGAAAGAAUUUCAGUUUCGCCAACACUCGUCCACAAGCCACGACUCGAUGAGAUCUCUCAAUGUUGUAUCAACUCAACCUACUGUUCAACAGCAAAACGUUUCCUUACCGGUCUCGCAUGUUCAUCAAAUGCAUCAGCAUCAAAUGCACCAACAACAGCAUGAAAUGCAUCAACAGGAUAUGCAUCAACGCCAACAUGAAAUGCUUCAACAGGAGAUGCAUCAACGCCAACAUGAAAUGCACCAGCGCCAGCAGGAAAUGCACCAACAAAUGCAGCAGCCUGUGUUCGGGCAGUCUCUCCACCAGAACGGCCCCGCACUCAUGCCAUACACUAUCUUAUCUGAAUGCAAUGAAGACUCCUGGAUUGAUGUGCACUGCUUGCUUUAUUGGUUCAAGAAUGACGAAUCAACCAUCCGAUCAUUUGUGUGGGGCAGCGAAGAGUCAGGUCACAGGCACCUCUACUUCUACCGAGUUAGACUGGCAGGCUGCGGCACCGUGCAGGUGCAACACAAGGUAGCCCUCACAGGCGGCGAUUGGUCGGUGCUCAGCAAGGGCUUGUGGGUGGAUGAGGACAGAGGACUCGUGUACUUCAUGGGCCUCAGGGACACGCCUCUUGAACAGCACCUGUAUGUUGUCAGCGUCAGUGAGGCCCUCUCAAGGAGCUCUUGGGCCACGCCUCACCGCCUCACCGCGCUGGGAUACUCACACACAGUCUACCUAAGCAUUGAGAGUCAAGUGUUUGUGACGAGGUACAGCAGCGUCAACUUCCCGGGCUCGUCUCAAGUGUAUCGCAUCUGUCCACCCGAGCACCCCGGACUUCUCGUCUCUACCCGCAUCUGUGCUGAGCUGCUGCCUCAUGCUGCGAGCGAAGGCGUGCGAGACCUACUGCCCCUGGUGGUGCCUGACAUUGUGCCUGUGGAGCUGUCGAGCGGCCCCACGCUGUACGCGAUGCUCUUCAAGCCUCACAACUUCAAGUGUGAUCGCAAGUAUCCUGUUGUGCUGCACAUCUACGGCGGACCUCAAGUUCAGCUUGUCACUAAUUCUUUCAAGGGCUGCCGCCACAUGCGCAUGCACAUGCUGGCGUCCCACGAGAUGUGCGUGGUGAGCAUAGACUCCCGCGGCUCAGACAACAGAGGCGUGCACUUCCAGGCGCACAUCAAGAACAGGAUGGGCACCGUCGAGAUCGAGGACCAGGUGGAAGCGCUUCUUAUUCUCCGCGAACGCUUUCCCUUCUUGGAUCUGGAGCGCGUGGGUGUGUUUGGUUGGUCGUACGGAGGCUACUUGUCCCUCAUGGCCCUGGCACAACGCGGCGACUUCUUUAAAGUUGCUGUGGCCGGCGCGCCUGUCGUCAACUGGGCUUACUAUGACACGGGGUACACAGAGCGAUACAUGGACACUCCAGAGCACAAUAGUACGGGAUACAAGAACUCUUCCGUGUUGUCCUUCGUCAAGAACUUCCCUGAUGAAGAGGGACGUUUGCUGAUCGUGCAAGGCGUGAUUGAUGAAAACGUCCACUUCUGCCACACCAGCGCCCUCAUCCAACAUUUGGUGGCUGCUGGCAAGCCGUACCAGUUGCAGGUGUAUCCCCGGGAGCGCCACUGCUUGAGGCAGCUGGAUUCUAACGAGCACUUCGAAACUCAGCUGCUACACUUCCUGCUCAAGGGCCUAUGAUGACGCGGCCCCUUAGUACCUUUGCUCUCUUGCUCUUCUGAGAGUUACUCUGAUCAUCUCCUGCUCUGAACUUUCAUCACUACCUGAAGGAUUCUAAGCGGUUGUGCACCUCCAACCCAACUUCAUUCAAAUACCUUCAAGGAAUAUCGAACUUCAAGUCUCACGUGAAUAUAGUUUCUAACUAUGAUCACUCUUUAGCUCUUCUGCAUUGAAAACAUCACGAAAAUUUGCUGUGACGCCGUCAGGAUAAUAAUGCAAUGUAUUAUUCAGUUAAUGAAGCUUAUGUAUGACUUUAGAUAUCAGUUUCGGUUGUUGAAUCGCUCGUUGACCUUCGGAAAGUUUCAUCUAGGGUUCAGUUGGCAAACCUAACUGAAUAUUCUGGGGUUUGCGUUCUUGGUAUUAAAUGAUUUUGAAAAUAUCUUUAUGCUUAGUAAAUUUUACCUUGUGUUCGCUCACAGCUCUUGAUUCAAAGGUAAGGCUUUGUGAGUACGUUAAUAUGUAGCGUUGAAACGUGGCUCUCAUGCUGAUGUUCAUAGAUUCGAUGUAUCAAUACCUGUGAUGUUCUCAAUAAUAACCUAGCCUGUUGCUGACGACGGAUUUUUCUCUGUGCUUCCUCUAAUCUCACAUCAUUGUUAGCAGAUUGUUUUCUUAUUUAUAUGUCGUUGCUCUAAACAUUUAAACUUGAAUUGUAAGAUUUACGCUCAUAAACCGUCGUGAGA
Hyalella azteca is the source of this 3541-nucleotide messenger RNA. Its product is annotated as dipeptidyl peptidase 9. The record is from RefSeq and is a predicted model, not a curated record. Lineage: Eukaryota; Metazoa; Arthropoda; Malacostraca; Amphipoda; Hyalellidae. The transcript has 14 exons. Gene Ontology annotation, biological process: proteolysis. Bases 6 to 2822 code for a protein of 938 amino acids. Gene Ontology annotation, molecular function: serine-type peptidase activity; dipeptidyl-peptidase activity.